Molecule: messenger RNA, 255 nt
Organism: Prunus armeniaca (apricot)
Lineage: Eukaryota; Viridiplantae; Streptophyta; Magnoliopsida; Rosales; Rosaceae
Source: the annotation of a GenBank genome assembly
AUGCCCACAUCAGGGGAGUCGAACAAUUCGAACAGAGGAAGCCAUUUUCAUUUCACUUCAGUAUUUCCAAGAACCAAUCAACAGAGCAUUGCUGAGAGUUUAGCAUUAGAGCUUACUAUUUGCAGGACAUUGAGAAUUUCCACAAUUGGGGUCAAGAUAGGGAAUCUGAUUCUUGAUUUGGCUGCUAACAUUUUGAAAGAUGGGAUUAGUUACUUAGCGGCAGAUAGAGUAUCCUCUUCUUUUUCUCGCAUUUAA